AUUAUAUUAUUAUAACCUACAUAUAUAUUAAAAAAAAACAAAAAACAAAAAACAAAAUAUUAAAAAAAAAUUAUAUAUUAACAAUGCAACGAUCAACUAUGAUGAAAGCGCAUACUUAUAGUAAGAGGAAUACGAUCGAGAGAACGGAUUCAACUAUCGCGUCAGUCUAUGGUAUGCUACCUCCACCUACUAACAAAAACACUGCAACUCGAUUAUCACAAAUUGAUGAUAUGAAAUACUUCUUUGCUACUGCUGCUGAGCAAUGGGAUCACACAAAAUCAAUAAAAAGGUUUGAGUUGCCUGGUGGCGAAAGUAUAUCAUGCGUACUUUGGAAUGAUGUAUUUUAUAUUACAGGCACUGAUAUUGUUCGUUCAUUAACUUUUCGUUUUCAUGCAUUUGGAAGACCCAUUACGAAUGCAAAAAAAUUUGAGGAAGGUAUCUUUUCUGAUUUACGUAACUUAAAACCUGGACAAGACGCUAGAUUAGAGGAACCUAAAUCUGAAUUAUUGGAUAUGCUCUAUAAAAAUAAUUGUAUUAGAACUCAAAAGAAGCAAAAAGUAUUUUAUUGGUAUUCUGUACCUCAUGAUAGACUCUUUCUGGAUGCUCUAGAACGUGAUCUUAAGCGUGAAAAGGUAGGAUUAGAACCUACAACGAAGUCUGUUGCUGAACCUGCAAGCUCUCUUUCUAUUGACUCUACUCAAGAACUAUUUGAUCAAUUAAGAAAGAAUAUGGCUAAUCAUUCUACUGUUCAACCAUCUUCUAUUGAAAAUAAACAAAAGAAAAAAUCGCCUGUACCUAAUAGCAGCCUAUCUCUCAAUCAGGUAGUAACCAAUAAUUCUUUUUUAAAGAAAGAUCAAAAUUGGUCGACUUCACCUUCUACUCCGAACCCUAAUCGCGCUUCAUGGCAUUCAUCACAAUCAAGACUUGAACGUGCGGCUGCUUUACAGGAAAAGAGAUCUCGUGUCAACUCAGUUCCUGCAAGCCUAGGUCAGCAACAUCAAUUACAGCUUUUACAGCAUAGACACCAUCGAAUGAGCCAUCAUUCCUAUUUUACUGGCAGCAAUUCCACAAGCCGUCCUCGUUCCACAACAAGCCGUCAUCUUUCGAGCUCAGCUUCUUCCUUAUUAUCUUCCCCUUCUUUUAAUGAUGAAGUCUCCUUUUUCCAAGAUGAUGCUAGUACGACGACUACUUUGACAGAUAUAUCAAAGCCCAACUUGUCUUCAACUUCGACUAAUAAAAGUUCAAAAAAUGAAGUCGAUUAUAUAGAUCCCAUCUCACAUGGUGUUCAUCAAUUGGAGAUUACGUCUUCAUUAUCCAAUUUGAGUCAUAAUACGGAUAGUCAUCCUAUAUUAUCACAUACGAUCAUGCCCUCACAGUCAGUAGAUGUAAAUGCCAUGAAGAAAACAAAAACGAUUUUUGGUAACUUGCCCUUAUUUGAUGGCGCACCUACCUAUAAGCAACGUAGACGUCGCGCAGCCUCUGUUUCAACUUCAUUAUUGAAUUCACAAAGUGGAAUCUAUGGUGGUGGGCCUGAACGUGUUCGUCGUCAGGAUAAAUGUCAUAUCCGUACUGCAUCCUCUUCCAAUCAUCAUUUGCCUCCGCAACAAGCUGCUAUAUUGAUGAACAACGGUAGUAGUCGACUUGCAUUGGCUGCGACAAAAGCGGGAUUUGGAUUUACUACGAAUCCAGUUCCACCACCAUUACCACCACCACUACCACCACCACCACCACCACCAUCAUCAACAUCAUCGUCUUCACUCAUACCGACCUUAAUGUCUACAACGACUACCACCACUACCUUUGAUUGGACACAACAACAACAACAAGAAUAUUACUGUCCUAUUCCUGAAUGUGGACAUUUAUUUAAGAGACAGGAUUAUCUUGAACGACAUAUUCAAUCACUUCAUAUGUUUCUCUGCACACUCUGUGGUAAACAAUUUCAUUCACCCGAGAACCUUACACAACACCAUCGACUUGAGCAUGGUCUUCACCAAUAUGACCCCUCCAGAUCUUUAAGUCAUGAUGGGGAUGAUAAUCAUGAUGGAGGUUCAACUGGUCAUCAAAAUAACCGACGCUUUAAUAGCACAACUACCACUUAUCAGCCUAACCAACAACAGUUUAUGAAUCAAAAUGAGAAUCGAUUCUUUUCAUCACCUCAUCCAUCCUUUGAAGACUCGCGUUCGUCAGGUUUAUCGAUCGGUAUAACGAGAACUGCUAGUUGCAGUAGUCAAUGUAGUACGUUGAGUCCCAUGACUGAUCUUGAUUUCGAAAUAUCUGAUAUACAACAAAUGACGGAGCAAGAAGAGGAUAGAUCCUCUACGAUCAAAAACUUAGCAAGUCCUUACACAACUACAACACAAUCUAAUUUUACUAUAAUGAAUGAACUUUCUUCCUCAUCAUCAAACAGUACAUUUUUCAUAAAAAAGGAAUGCUGUCAAAGGAUGAAUAAUAUGACAAUUGAGGAUGAUUUUUCAUCUUCCAAUGCAUCAUCGCCCACGUAUAGUGAAAAGGUAAUGUCAACACCUUUGACUUUACUAUCACCUUUUAAACCUAUUCAACAAGAGGAAAAUUGGAUGCAAUUACAAACAAUGAAUACUGAACAAUUUAAUAAUCUCUAUGAUAUGGAAACGAUGAAUGAUAAUUAUCAAUCCAUUUAUGCUUCUUAUGUUGAUCCUCCUUAUUUAUCUGAUAUGGGCUUCGUCUUCAAUACUUAA
Messenger RNA from Cokeromyces recurvatus, 2714 nucleotides. Its product is annotated as STE like transcription factor-domain-containing protein. The transcript has 2 exons. The record is from RefSeq and is a predicted model, not a curated record. Gene Ontology annotation, molecular function: DNA-binding transcription factor activity. Gene Ontology annotation, cellular component: Ste12p-Dig1p-Dig2p complex; nucleus; Tec1p-Ste12p-Dig1p complex. Gene Ontology annotation, biological process: regulation of DNA-templated transcription; sexual reproduction. Bases 84 to 2714 code for a protein of 876 amino acids. Lineage: Eukaryota; Fungi; Mucoromycota; Mucoromycetes; Mucorales; Mucoraceae.